Acomys russatus (golden spiny mouse) is the source of this 3022-nucleotide messenger RNA. It is a transcript of the gene Axl, whose product is annotated as AXL receptor tyrosine kinase. The transcript is spliced from 20 exons. Lineage: Eukaryota; Metazoa; Chordata; Mammalia; Rodentia; Muridae. Gene Ontology annotation, biological process: cell migration; negative regulation of apoptotic process; protein phosphorylation. Bases 306 to 2975 code for a protein of 889 amino acids. Gene Ontology annotation, cellular component: signaling receptor complex. The record is from RefSeq and is a predicted model, not a curated record. Gene Ontology annotation, molecular function: transmembrane receptor protein tyrosine kinase activity; ATP binding; protein binding.
CCCUCCAAGUCCCAGUGGCCCCUGGGCUGGGGCCCUUGUGGGCGGAGGCAGAGGGGGAGCUAGGGGCGGGGAAAGAAGUCUUGGAGUUCGAGAUUGAGACAGGGUAGCCGGGAAGGCGGCUAGCUGCGGAGGAGUUGGGCCAGCCGAGGGGCUCCCGCUGUGCCAGGCGGGCAGUGCCAAAUCCCAGGAGCCCAGACGUGGGGGGAGGGCCGGGGACCAACCCGGCCCUGCCCCCUUCCCGAGCCGAGGUGCCCAUCAACUUCGGAAGAAAGUUUGGCAUCGAUUGCCCUGGUGGUGUCUUGAGGAUGGGCAGGGUCCCGCUGGCCUGGUGCUUGGCGCUCUGCUGCUGUUGGCGGUAUGCCGCUCCUAAGGACACACAGACCGAGGUGGAUAGCCCGUUCGUGGGGAACCCAGGGAACAUCACCGGUGCCAGAGGACUCACAGGGACCCUGCGUUGUGAGCUCCAGGUUCAGGGGGAGCCCCCUGAGGUGAUGUGGCUUCAAGACGGACAAAUCCUAGACCUGGCUGAUAACACCCAGACCCAGGUGCCUCUGGGCGAAGACUGGCAAGAUGAGUGGAAAGUUAUCAGUCAGCUCAGAAUCUCAGCCCUGCAACUCACAGAUGCAGGAAAGUACCAGUGUGUGGUGCACCUGGCAGGACGAACCUUCGUGUCUCAGCCUGGCUUUGUAAAGCUGGAAGGUCUCCCAUACUUCCUGGAGGAGCCUGAAGACAAAGCUGUGCCUGCCAACACCCCCUUCAACCUGAGCUGCCAGGCACAGGGACCCCCGGAACCUGUAAACCUACUCUGGCUUCAAGAUGCUGUUCCCCUGGUCCCAGUCCCAGGACACAGCUCUCAGCACAGUCUGCAAGUCCCAGGCCUGAACAAGACAUCUUCUUUCUCGUGUGAAGCCCACAAUGCCAAGGGCGUCACCACCUCCCGCACAGCCACUAUCACAGUGCUCCCCCAGAGGCCUCACAAUCUCCACGUGGUUUCGAGACAGCCCACGGAGCUAGAGGUAGCUUGGACCCCUGGCCUGAGUGGCAUCUACCCACUUACCCACUGCAACCUGCAGGCUGUGCUGUCAGACAACAGGGUGGGCCUCUGGCUGGGAGAGCCAGAUCCUCCGGAAGAGCCCAUCACGUUGCAAGUAUCUGUGCCCCCCCACCAGCUUCGGCUGGAAAAGCUCCUUCCUCAUACCCCAUACCACAUCCGGGUAUCCUGCACCAGCAGCCAGGGCCCUUCGCCCUGGACCCACUGGCUUCCGGUGGAGACCACAGAGGGAGUGCCCUUGGGCCCCCCCGAGAACGUUAGCGCCAUGCGGAAUGGGAGCCAGGCCCUCGUGCGUUGGCAGGAGCCAAGGGUGCCCCUGCAGGGCAUCCUGUUAGGGUACCGGCUGGCUUAUCGAGGCCAGGACACCCCCGAGGUACUUAUGGAUAUAGGGCUAAAGCGAGAGGUGACCCUGGAACUGCGGGGGGACAGGCCCGUGGCUAACCUGACUGUGUCUGUGGCUGCCUACACCUCUGCUGGGGAUGGGCCAUGGAGCUUUCCUGUGCCCCUGGAGCCUUGGCGCCCAGGGCAAGGACAGCCACUCCAUCAUCUGGUGAGUGAACCCCCAUCUCCUGCCUUCUCGUGGCCCUGGUGGUAUGUACUGCUGGGAGCAGUUGUGGCCGCUGCCUGUGUCCUCAUCCUGGCCCUGUUCCUUGUCCAUCGGAGGAAAAAGGAGACCCGCUACGGGGAGGUGUUCGAGCCAACAGUGGAAAGAGGUGAACUGGUAGUCAGGUACCGCGUCCGAAAGUCCUACAGUCGGCGGACCACCGAAGCCACCUUGAACAGCCUGGGCAUCAGCGAAGAGCUGAAGGAGAAACUACGAGACGUCAUGGUAGAUCGGCACAAGGUGGCCUUGGGCAAGACCCUUGGAGAAGGAGAGUUUGGUGCUGUGAUGGAGGGCCAGCUCAACCAGGAUGAUUCCAUCCUCAAGGUCGCUGUGAAGACGAUGAAAAUUGCCAUCUGCACAAGAUCAGAGCUGGAGGAUUUCCUGAGCGAAGCUGUCUGCAUGAAGGAAUUUGACCACCCCAAUGUCAUGAGGCUCAUUGGCGUCUGUUUCCAGGGUUCUGACAGAGAAGGUUUCCCAGAGCCUGUGGUCAUCUUGCCCUUCAUGAAACACGGAGACCUACACAGUUUCCUCCUGUAUUCCCGGCUCGGGGACCAGCCAGUGUUCCUGCCCACUCAGAUGCUAGUGAAAUUCAUGGCCGACAUUGCCAGUGGUAUGGAAUACCUCAGCACCAAGCGAUUCAUACACCGGGACUUGGCUGCCAGGAACUGCAUGCUGAACGAGAACAUGUCCGUGUGCGUGGCCGACUUCGGCCUCUCCAAGAAGAUCUACAACGGGGACUAUUACCGCCAAGGGCGCAUUGCCAAGAUGCCAGUGAAGUGGAUUGCCAUCGAGAGUUUGGCAGAUCGGGUCUACACCACCAAGAGUGACGUGUGGUCCUUCGGUGUGACAAUGUGGGAGAUCGCCACCCGAGGCCAAACCCCCUACCCAGGAGUGGAGAACAGUGAGAUUUAUGACUACCUACGCCAGGGAAAUCGCCUGAAACAGCCUGUGGACUGUCUGGAUGGCCUGUACGCCUUGAUGUCUCAGUGCUGGGAGCUGAACCCUCGGGACCGGCCGAGUUUUGCAGAGCUUCGGGAAGAGCUGGAGAACACGCUGAAGGCUCUGCCCCCAGCUCAGGAGCCUGAGGAAAUUCUCUACGUUAACAUGGAUGAGGGCAGAAGCCACCUCGAACCCCGUGGUGCUGCUGGGGGAGCUGACCCCCCAGACCAACCGGAUUCAAAGGAUUCCUGUAGCUGUCUCACUGCGGCCGAAGUCCACUCGGCUGGACGCUAUGUCCUUUGUCCUUCGACGGCCCCAGGACCCACUCUGUCUGCUGACAGAGGCUUCCCAGCACCCCCAGGGCAGGAGGAUGGAGCCUGAGGCAAUCUUCCACCUGGGACACUCGCUCAGGAUCCAAGCUAGGCACU